AUGCGUCAAUUCAUUGAAUAUGUGACUGAUCGAUAUCCCAGUGUUAACAUUGUGGUUAACGAGGACGUGGCUCAGGAGUUGAUUGAUUCACCAAACAUAAACAGUCGCGUGGCAGCAAAGGGUAGUACGAUUGAUGAACAAGAGGAAAUUGCCGAUAAUAGACCCGAAACAGGGUCUGGUGACGUUGUUGUAGAUAAGUUCACAGCUUUGGGAACCUCACAUAACUUGAUCCCGAUAUACACAGGUUCACAACAGGAGAUUGUUAAUAAAACAGAUUUAAUUGUUACUUUGGGAGGUGACGGGACAAUUCUCAGGGCUGUAUCUAUGUUUUCAGGUAGUUCCGUUCCACCGAUUCUCCUGUUUGCCUUGGGAACCUUGGGGUUCCUUUUACCCUUUGAUUUCAAGACUUUCGAAGAUAGUUUUGCAGCUGUUUAUCAAAGCAGAGCCAAAGUGUUACAUCGGACUCGUCUAGAGUGUCAUAUUAUUCGGAAACAACCUCUGAGUGCCGCUUUGGAAAAAUCCGAUAUCGAUAGCAUUAGAAAGCAAGAAGAACAUGAAAUUAAUGAUGAUGUCCAUGGAGAUCCCAAAAUCCAAGUUAUAAGAGCCAUGAAUGAUAUUUCUCUUCAUCGUGGAGGACAACCCAAUUUAUGCGCUUUGGAAAUUUAUAUUGAUAACGAAUUCCUAACCACAACCACUGCAGAUGGUGUCAUCUUUGCUACUCCUACUGGUUCAACAGCAUAUUCACUUAGUGCAGGUGGUUCGAUCACUCAUCCUUUGGUUCCAUGUAUUUUGCUAACUCCCAUUUGUCCUCGGAGUUUACUGUUUAGACCAUUGCUUUUACCACUGACGUCACAUGUGAUGAUAAAAUUCUCCGAACGGAAUAGAAAUGUGGGCGUACGUUUAAACAUCGAUGGGAUCCCACAGAAUGACUUGCGUCCUGGUGACCAAAUCCAUGUUGUGAGUGAAAAUGGAACUAUCUUCAUCAAAGGUGAACAUGAACCACCUAAACUGUUUUUGGAGAAGAGUGAGUUUGAUCACGUGAUCGAACCCGGCGGAAAAGGUGCAGUCCGCAAUGCUCGUGGUUCACCUGUAGAUGACUCCGAAAAGACGUCUGGUACCUCUUCGUCUCUUAAGAGCAACACUAAUAAACCCAGUAAGGGAAUUUGGUGUGUGGCCCGGUCACAGAAUGAUUGGACUAAAGAUAUUAAUGAAUUGUUAGGCUUUAAUUCUUCGUUCAGGGCUUCGGCUAAAGGCGCUUCCGAAAAAUGA
Lizanozyma spartinae is the source of this 1269-nucleotide messenger RNA. RefSeq names its product NADH kinase (gene POS5). The record is from RefSeq and is a predicted model, not a curated record. Gene Ontology annotation, biological process: NAD+ metabolic process; NADP+ biosynthetic process. Gene Ontology annotation, molecular function: NAD+ kinase activity. The coding region runs from base 1 to 1269 and encodes 422 amino acids. Lineage: Eukaryota; Fungi; Ascomycota; Pichiomycetes; Serinales; Debaryomycetaceae. The transcript has a single exon.